Molecule: messenger RNA, 1590 nt
Organism: Tarenaya hassleriana
Lineage: Eukaryota; Viridiplantae; Streptophyta; Magnoliopsida; Brassicales; Cleomaceae
Product: zinc finger BED domain-containing protein RICESLEEPER 1-like
Exons: 3
Coding region: 363-1241 (292 amino acids)
Molecular function (GO): DNA binding
Source: RefSeq, a predicted model, not a curated record
UUGCUCAAAUACAUGAAUCCGGAUUUCAAACCAAUUUCUAGGAAUACCAUUGUUGCUGAGGUCCAUAGAUUGCAUCAAGAUCAUAAAGAGAAACUGAAAAUGGAGAUAGCUUCUAUCCCUAAUAGAAUUUGUUUGACGGCUGAUGUUUGGAGGUCUAUAGCUAUUGAAGGAUAUAUAUGUCUUACUGCGCAUUAUGUUGAUGAUAGCUGGAGAUUAAAUAGUAAGAUACUAUCUUUUAGUGCCAUGCCUCCUCCGCAUUCUGGAAAUGAGUUGGCGAAGAAAGUUCUCGAUUGUUUGAAAGAUUGGGGGAUAGAAAAAAAAUAUUUUCGCUCACGCUUGAUAAUGCCUCAGCUAACGAUACUAUGCAGAGUAUAUUGAAGGACCAGCUUUGUCUACAAAAUGGAUUAUUAUGUGAUGGAAAAUUUUUUCAUGUUCGAUGUUGUGCACAUAUUUUAAAUCUUAUUGUGGAAGAAGGAUUAAAAGUGGUUGAUUCUGCCUUGUAUAAGAUCAGGGAAAGUGUGAAGUAUGUUAAGUGGUCAGGAGGAAAGAUGAAUAUGUUUAAGGACUGUUGUGAGCAAGUUGGCGUUGAUAGCGGGACAGGUUUGCUUUUAGAUGUUUCUACCAGAUGGAACUCGACUUAUAUGAUGCUCAAGAUUGCUAUUAAGUAUGAACGUGCAUUUAAUAGUCUGCAAUUGCUUGAUCGAAACUAUAAGUAUAAUCCAUCAACUCAAGAGUGGCAAAGAGGAAUAAAGAUUUGUGAGUUUUUGGAGCCAUUCUAUGAGAUCACCAACUUGUUUUCUGGGUCUAAAUAUCCUACUUCCAAUUUAUAUUUCUUUCAAGUAUGGAGAAUAGAGUGUUUGCUGAAGGACUACAUGAAAAACGAAGAAGAUCAAAUGAUUCAAUCUAUGGCCAACAAUAUGAAGGGAAAGUUCGAUAAGUAUUGGGAGGAGUAUAGUGUGACCCUUGCGUUAGGAGCUGUUUUGGACCCUAGAAUGAAGUUGGAAUUAUUGGAGUUUGCUUACAGUGAGAUUGAUCCGAGCACUUCCAAGGAAAAAAUUGAUCUUGUGAAAAAAAAUUUGGUGUUUCUCUUUAAUCAAUACAAGAACAAAUCAGUAUCUCCAAGUUGUUCAUGUGGAACUACAAGUCCAAGUUGGUGUUUCGCAAAAGGAAGAGGAACACGUUUGACUGCUCUAAAUGCUUUUAAAGCAUAUGAAAAAAGGGUUGUUGCUCAAGAGGGGUGAUAUGUUUUGGAAAUAUAUUUAGAGGACAAAAGGUUAGAAAUGAAUGAGUAUGACGACAUCGACGUGUUACAAUUUUGGAAAAAUCAUAAACAACGAUACGGUAGUUUGGCUCAGAUGGCUUGCGAUAUACUCAGUAUUCCAAUCACAACAGUGGUGUCUGAAUUUUCAUUUAGCAUUGGCACUCGUUUGAUGAACAAAUAUAGAAGUCGUCUUUGUUCUUCUGAUAUUGAAGCGCUUAUUUGUACGCGAAACUGGUUGAUUGGCUACGAAGUGGGUGUAAAUGGUGGAGAAGGUGACGAUGAUGACGACGAUCACAUUAAUAUCGUUGAUGAUUAUGAUGGUGGACAAG